CCGCCUGGAGGAGGUUGGUCAAACUUCAGUCGGUGUUGCUGUUUACCGCUUGGACCAAUACCUAGGGUGCAGGAACUGGUGCUGCUUGAUCAAAUACCUCAGUCGGGGAGACUUCGACAUGUGGGGGAGCAAGGCUCUCUUGACUGCUUUGGCUGUCGCCAGUGCAGCAGCGUCACCUAUCGAGAAACGACAGUUCUCGUACGGAUCUACACCCGUGCGAGGUGUGAACAUUGGAGGUUGGUUGGUACUGGAACCUUGGAUCACGCCGUCUAUCUUCACACCAUACGGGGGAAGCGUUGUGGACGAGUGGACGCUGUGCGAGAAUGUCGCCGAUGCUGCGUCUAUCCUCCAAAGCCACUGGGCCAGCUGGGUGUCUCUGUCAGAUUUUCAGAAGAUCGCGGACAACGGCUUCAACCUAGUACGCAUUCCCAUUGGAUACUGGGCCUACCAAAAGUACGAUGGAGACCCGUACAUCCAAGGUGCUGCAGACUAUCUCGACUCAGCCAUCAGUUGGGCUCGUCAGACCGGCUUAAAAGUCUGGAUUGACCUCCACGGCGCACCACUCUCGCAAAACGGCUUCGAUAACUCUGGCCAUCUGUCGACACCAGAAUGGACUACCGACGACUCAAUCGACCAGACACUCAGCGUCAUCAGCCAAAUCGCCCAGAAAUACGGUACCUCUUCUUACUCGGACGUCAUUGCCGGGAUCGAACUUUUGAACGAACCGCUGAUUCAGUCUUUGCCCGGAGGAAAAUCUGCUGUCCAGGGCUACUACGAAUCGGGUUUCGGCAUCGUGCGAGACUCCGGCAAUUCGUACGUGGUCAUCCACGACGGUUUCCUCAAUCCUUCAGCUUGGGACGGAGUCCUGACAGGCUCGGGCACAUCGGGAGCCAUUAUCGAUCACCACGAGUACCAAGUCUUCAGCGACGGUGGUGUCGCUUUGACACCGGCAGAACACGUCAGUGAAGUGUGGACUUCGGCAAAUACCUGGGGUAAUGGGUAUGACAAGUUUGUCAUCGUUGGUGAAUGGUCUGCUGCCAUGACCGAUUGUGCUCCCUACUUGAAUGGUUAUGGUACCGGAGCCCGCUACGACGGCACAUACAGCGGGUCUAGCUACGUUGGAUCAUGCUCGGCUAUCGACAACAUUGGCUCGUGGAGCAGUGACUACAAGUCCGACACGACGAAUUACAUCAGCGCCCAGAUCAGUGCUUUCGAGUCCAAGGCUCAGGGCUGGAUCUUUUGGAAUUUCAAGACCGAGAACGCGCCCGAAUGGGAUCUGUUCCAGUUGCUUGACAAUGGCGUCUGGCCUUCGUGAGGUCAAUGUCGACUGACACAUGAAUACUACCGCCUCUGGUACUGAAUAUGAUGACCUGGGUGGAUGUCCACUGUGAUGACCUUUACUUCGGUAUUUAGCGAAUACGAGAUAGAGACGUGCAUUGUGCAUUCUGGAUUGUAUGGUACUUGCAUGAGAUAUCCCAACAUUGCAUCUGGAAAUCAAAGGGCAAAGAUCAUGUUUUGGACAUAUGCGCUGUGACUGUGGUUGUGGCUGCCUGAUGAGGAACAAAAAGGGGGAAAUUGGUGGACAUGAAAGUGGCACAUUUUACGAUACGAGACUAUGACCCCUUAUACACUAUAUACCAUUCACGACAAUCGCUCAUAUACACAAUAGAUCCAUGCAUGAAUCUCGGAUAAUAUCAUUCCCUCGUAUUCAUGACCGUGGCCUUCCCU
Exophiala viscosa is the source of this 1728-nucleotide messenger RNA. Its product is annotated as glucan 1,3-beta-glucosidase. Gene Ontology annotation, cellular component: extracellular region; cell surface. Lineage: Eukaryota; Fungi; Ascomycota; Eurotiomycetes; Chaetothyriales; Herpotrichiellaceae. The coding region runs from base 119 to 1315 and encodes 398 amino acids. Gene Ontology annotation, molecular function: glucan exo-1,3-beta-glucosidase activity. Gene Ontology annotation, biological process: glucan catabolic process. The record is from RefSeq and is a predicted model, not a curated record. The transcript is spliced from 2 exons.